AUGGAUUUCGCUGCUCCUCUGAAAAACCGAAUGAAACCUGUAAUAACAACUUUUGUACGAACUAUGGCUGAUGUACUAAUUGUCAAUUUGUUUAAGUCUGAUGUUUCAAAACACAGGAGAUUUUAUCUGCUAAAAGAAUUUGUUAAAGAUAUACUAAUGGACCUUGUAGUGGAUUUGCUUAUUUUUGAUUUGAAGAUUGAUCACAAUUUUCCGUUCUAUCUGAUUGAGAAGAUACAAAAUGCAUUCAAAAACCUUUUCAAAAACUUAAUAACAUUUACACUACAAGCUCUAGUAAACUACCUAUUAAAUGUAGUGCGUCAACGUCGCGCUAGAAAAGAAGGAGUUGGUAAAGUAGAAGGAGAUGCUGGUGGAGGAGGAGGAGGUGGGGGUAAAGGUGUUAAAGAAGUUGAAGAAGGACAAGAAGUUGCUAUUAAUGAAGGAGAGGGAGGAGAAGCUGGUGGUGGUGGUGAAGGAGGGGAAGAUGAUGGUGGCAACGCUGAUGAUGAUCGUGAUUCGGCUUAUCAUUCUGCCGGUGAUUCAGAUGAUAGUGCAGAUAAUGAAUCGAAUGAUAAGACUUGUUUUGAUGUUAUGCUUGCAAAACAUAAAGAAGCGUUUAAUGGUUCUGGCAAUGUAGUUGGCAAAUUAGAAGAUAUGCUCAAAGAUUAUGUUAAUGUGUUCGAGCAACUAAGAAAUUUGCUUAAUGAUUAUAGCACAAUGUUUGAUGAACUGCUCAACUUUUUUAACAAUCUAAUGAAGAAACUACUCGAACUUUUCAAUGAUUUGCUGGUGAUACUGCUUAAUUAUUUGAAUAGUAUAUACGACAAUCUAACGGAUAAUCUAAAAGAUGUACUUAGAUAUUUUAUUAAAAUGAUGCUUACAGAAAAGAAGGUUGAAAAGAUGUUAAUGGGGAUGAUUAAAAAUUUAAUUGAUGAUCAGCUAAAGAAAGUAACAAAAAAGCCGUUUAUAGAUUUCAAAUUAGCGUUAGAAUAUGAAGCAAAAGAUGUAUGUGAUGAUGAUGGGGAAAAAUAUUUGGCAAUUUCUACGAAUUUAUCGUUAAAUGCAUCAUAUAAUAAAGCUUCGUCAAAUGGUUCAGAAGAGGUAGUAAAGUUAAUACAUAACCCCAUACUUGUAUUGCUCGGGUAUCCCGAUCCCGUGUCACGGAUCGGGAAAAUUUCCUGA
Molecule: messenger RNA, 1179 nt
Organism: Meloidogyne enterolobii
Lineage: Eukaryota; Metazoa; Nematoda; Chromadorea; Rhabditida; Meloidogynidae
Source: the annotation of a GenBank genome assembly